AUGAACAACUGUAACAAUUCUUCAAACGACACCAGCAACAAUAAUAAUUCUUCCAAUCAAAAGACUAUUUUUUUCAUUGACACUAGUAAUCCGGAAGUAAAUCAAACCAUUUCUGCUUGUGGCAGUAAUCCAUUCAUCAAGCCACCCUUCCCACCUGUGAUCGACACUCGUGAAUUGAUCAUUAAACUAACUAAUACUAAUGGUAAAUUGCCCGGAAAAUCUCCUAACGCUUUUAUCAUUUAUCGAAAAGCUUUUCUGGAUACAGCACAUGCUAAUGGCUACAAAUUACCAAUGACCGUUAUUUCAACAAUGGUUUCCAAAUCUUGGGAAAGUGAGCCACAAUAUGUUAAAGAUGAAUAUAAAAAACUUUCCAAGGAAGCAUUCAAUCGUCUCAACGAAAUGAAUCCAAAAUCAACCAAACCUAAUAAAAGAGAACAAGAUAUGUUAUUAUCUGCCACAUCAAAUGAUUAUCAAUCAUCUUCUAGUAGCAGUAGUCCACCUGAUAUUGAUAAUUUAUAUGAACAACAAAAUUUUGUAAAUUCAAUCAAUUCUUUCGUUCAACCACAAUCAUCUUCAUCUCCAGAAUCGGAAAUCUUUUCUGAUGUUAAUAAUAAUAACGAUAAUAUAGAUGAGCUUCGACAAUUUAUAAAUAUUUGUGAACAACAAAAUAAUUUUCCAAAUUCAUCAUUCAACGAAAAUGGACUUGGAAUUUCAUGCUAUAAUAAUUUCGAUAAUAUUAAUAUUAACGAUAAUAACACCAAUAAUUCUGACGAUUUAUUAUUUAAUAACAAUAACAAUUUAUUAGAUGAAUUUUUAAUUUAA
Molecule: messenger RNA, 822 nt
Organism: Entrophospora candida
Lineage: Eukaryota; Fungi; Glomeromycota; Glomeromycetes; Entrophosporales; Entrophosporaceae
Source: the annotation of a GenBank genome assembly